Messenger RNA from Frankliniella occidentalis (western flower thrips), 902 nucleotides. RefSeq lists its product as uncharacterized. The transcript has 7 exons. Bases 141 to 902 code for a protein of 253 amino acids. Lineage: Eukaryota; Metazoa; Arthropoda; Insecta; Thysanoptera; Thripidae. The record is from RefSeq and is a predicted model, not a curated record.
GGUGGUGAUUGAUCGGGAAUCGAGGCGAGUUCUGGAUUUGUAAACACGAUUUCACUAUCUUUCUUGAGAGUUGAUACGAGUAAGAGUGUUGUAUUCGGUUUUAUUUGACUUUCAAGUUUAGCUUAGAUUCUGACUCCUCUAUGAAAUCUCGUAGAAGUUCUCCUGGAACAUCUAAGAAAACAACUGUCAUGGCAAAUACUAUCAAACGAGAUAGAAGUUUGGGAACUGGAAAUUGUAGGAGAUCAAGUAAUCAAUAUGUUGUAGAACUACGUAUGAACAAUGCCAAACUAGCUACUAGUCUUGCAAACGAGAGAAAUAAAAAUUCAAAAAUUAUUCAACUGAACACAUCAAUGCGAGAGCAAAUUGUUGGUCAGCAAGCAGAGCUCAGGGCCAUCGCUGGUGCAGCUAGAGCAGGCCUUCAGAAAUUCCAGAGUGCUUUGGAUUUGAUGAUUGAAGCUUCUGAUUUAAUAGCUACUGUUAACCAAAAAAUUGGGACCCUUUGCGCAGAGCCGGCUCCUGUCCAACAACCGAGCAACCUGUUAGCAAGCUCCAGUCAGAGUCCUGUCAUAGUUGCACCAACAGCCAGGACCCCCAGUUCUCCUGUAGGACCCAAUACCUCUGCUGUAGUGGCAAGAGUUCAUAAUAAGGAUUCAUCUGGUACUUCAACGCUUACCCAAGGUACAGCACGUCCAAUGGUGCAAGGCCAAGUUAUUUCUACCAAUCCAACUGUGCGACUUCAGAGAUUAGUAGUUCCUGUACCAUUAGGGCGGGGCCCCCAGAGGGUUCCACCCCAAAGAGGUGUUGACUUUCUAUCAUCACGUUCAUUGGGCUAUGCGCGACUACGCAACACGUUCAUUUGCCUGUCAGAAAACACAGAGUACGUCAGGUUAAGACACACGUAA